Molecule: messenger RNA, 1260 nt
Organism: Plasmodium gallinaceum
Lineage: Eukaryota; Apicomplexa; Aconoidasida; Haemosporida; Plasmodiidae
Product: conserved Plasmodium protein, unknown function
Exons: 3
Coding region: 1-1260 (419 amino acids)
Source: RefSeq, a predicted model, not a curated record
AUGAGUGAUAAUGAUUUAGAAAUAAUACCAAAUAUAUAUGAACGAUUUGAAGAAAAAAAUAAGGAAGUAGUAAAGGAUAGCGAAAGCGAUAAUGAUAGCAAAGAUGAAAAGAGCGAGAAUAAUGACAUUACUGUAAAUAAAGACAGCAAGUUUUAUAAGAAGCUUUAUUCUUUUAUAGAAUCUAAAUCAAAAUAUAUUAAUUUAAUAUUAAGUUGCAAAAGUGAAAUGGGAGCUAAAAUAGUUUACAAAAAAAAAUAUAUGAAAGUUCAAAAUAAGGCUUUUACAGAAAUAAAAGUAGAAAAUUCUUUAAAUAUUUUAAAAGAAAUUGUUAAAAAUAAAUUUUCCAAAUAUUCUGAUGAAAAAAUAGACUUAUACUUAAAGGAAAUUAUAAAUAAUCCGCCAAAAGAAAAUUGUUCUCUUCAUAAAAAAUUUUUUAAAAAAAAUGAAAAAAACAUAUACAUAAAGCAUAAUAUAAUAAGCUAUAUAUUAAAUUUUAUGGAUUGUAAAACUUUAAUGAAAUUUAAGGAGUGUUCAAAGAUAGAUAAUGAAAUAGUUAGUUUAUAUCUUAGAAAAAUUUUAUACACUUUACCUUUUAAAGAUGAAGAAAUAAAAACCAAUAUACAAUACUGGAGGAAUGUAGUAAAUUAUUUUUUUUACAAAUGUGGAACAUUAAUACCAAUUGACAGAUCAAAUUAUCCUAUAAUUUUAAAUGCGUUGGAACAAAAUAAAAGUUUCUGUGUAAUUACAAAAAAUUCUAUGAAUUCUAAUAUUUUUAUUAGUCUAGAUUAUUUAAAUGAAAAAUUAAUAUCUUCAUGCAAUCAUAAUAACCCAUUACCACAUACAUGUGAUACGAAAAAUGAAAUAUGUGGAGUAAAAAAUUUAAAAACAGAAGAAAUUUCAAUGAUUGAUUUUAUUGAGGAAUAUUACAAAAGGUUAAGAAUUAAUGAUGAUGAAUUAAUAUGGAAUUUAUGUUCUUUUCGUAAAUCAUCAGAUUUUUUAACUUUGCUUUUACUGGAAUAUUUAAAAUGUAUGUCAAAUGUUGUGAAAAAAUAUAAUGGGAAAUGUACAUUUAAAAAAACGGAAUAUUUUGUAAAUUGUGGUCAUCAUAUAACCCAUCGUAUUUGGAUACAGGUAUUUUAUGAAUACGGUUAUGAAUCUAUUGAUUUUAAAAAAAAAAAAAAAAAUGAAAAUAUUGAUGAGGAUAAUGAAAAUAGAACAUUAUAUCUAACCAUUGCUGAUCAUUAUAAAUGGGAUGCAUAA